UAAUUUCUUUUACUUUCCUUUUCUUUUUAGAUUUGAUAUUGUUAAUGAGUCAAAUGUUCCAGUAAAAGUAAAUAUAUCUUUUGCAAUAAAGGAUGUUAUCAGCAUUCAAGAAAUAAAUCAUGCUUUCACUUUAAAGUUUGCCCUGGCAUUGCAUUGGUAUGAUUAUCGUUUAUCAUAUUAUAAUCUGAAGAAAACAAAAUCUUCAAAUACUCUUGCAGCAGAUGAGAUGGAGAAGAUUUGGAUUCCAUUUGUAGUAUUUGAAAAUACACAGGACAAUGAAGCCACAAUUGUGUCAAGAAAUAGUGAAGUCACCAUAUACCGUGAAGGAAAUUUUGUUCGAAGUCCUCCUGAGGUGUUGGAAGAACGAAACAUUUUUGAUGGAAAUGAAAACAAACUGGAAUUUCAAGAGGUUUACACUAAAACCUUUAAAUGUGAAUAUCAGCUCCAGAUGUAUCCCUUUGAUACACAGAUAUGUAAAGUAUUACUAACAGUACGAGGGUCAGAAAAAUCAGUAAUGGAAAUUACUCCAGACUCUAUUCUGAUGGAAGGAGAAACAGUUUUAACCCAAUAUAUAUUAACCUACUGGAAACUAGAUUAUGUCAACUCAACAUUGCCUGAGGCUGGGGUUAGCAUCAUGAUAGUUCUGAAGAGACGAAUAAUGAAUGAGAUUUUGACAACAUAUCUACCAUCAGUUCUUAUUCUAAUAAUAGUAUAUGUAACCAACUACUUUAAACCAUUCUUCUUUGAAGCAGUUGUGACAGUUAAUCUGACAUCUUUACUGGUUCUAACAACUUUGUUUAUUAGCGUCUCAGAUAGCCUACCACCAACAGCAUAUGUUAAACUGAUUGAUAUUUGGCUAAUAUUCUCUCAAGUGAUUCCAUUUUUUGAGGUUUUACUUCAUACCUUCAUGGAUAGUAAAAGAAAGGAUGGUCAAGACAGAGAAAUUAACCAUCAUGGGAAAAUGAUUAAAGUUGGCAAAAAAGAAUCCACAAAUAAUGAUUCCAAUGUCCUGUUUGUUCGGGAAAAAAGUUUCUUAUUGAAGGAUGGAAAGAUUCCUAAGAGUAUCCCCUUUGACCCUGAGUUAAUUGCAAGAAAUGAGAAGGAAGAACUAGAGGCCAGACAAAAAUUUUAUAGUAAGGUUGACAUCGACAUCUACUGGAUUCAAUUUGGUGAAAUAACAGGCAAACUACUCUUACCAUUGUUCAUCAUCAUCUUCACUAUUGUGUAUUGGAGCUUUGGAUUGUACCAUUACUUUAAAGAAGAUUAUUCCUUUAAAAUAUAAUAAAAUUAAUUU
This is a messenger RNA of Eurytemora carolleeae, 1294 nucleotides long. Its product is annotated as glutamate-gated chloride channel alpha. The coding region runs from base 227 to 1282 and encodes 351 amino acids. The transcript has 11 exons. Gene Ontology annotation, molecular function: extracellular ligand-gated monoatomic ion channel activity; transmembrane signaling receptor activity. Gene Ontology annotation, cellular component: membrane. Lineage: Eukaryota; Metazoa; Arthropoda; Copepoda; Calanoida; Temoridae. Gene Ontology annotation, biological process: monoatomic ion transmembrane transport. The record is from RefSeq and is a predicted model, not a curated record.